Messenger RNA from Rotaria sp. Silwood2, 1113 nucleotides. The record is from the annotation of a GenBank genome assembly. Lineage: Eukaryota; Metazoa; Rotifera; Eurotatoria; Philodinida; Philodinidae.
AUGCAAAAAGCAUUUCCUUCAAAUCAUCCAGAUUUAGCUUUGUGUCACAAUUGGCUGGGUAAUGCGUAUAUCAACACGAGUGAAUACUCUGAAGCACUUUCUUACUACUUGAAAGCUAGUGAAAUUCAUGAAAGUGCGUUACCCCAAAAUCAUUCCGACUUAGUUGUUACAUAUAACAACGUUGGUGCAGCUUUGAAAUAUUUAGGAGAAAUCUCGAAGGCUCUAUCGUAUUUUGAAAAAUCGAUUCAUAUCUACCAAGAAAUAUCACCUUCAAAUCAAUCCGAUUUAGCUCCUAUCUACCGAAAUAUUGGAUUGCUCUACAUCGAUGUUGGACAGUACUCAAAAGCACUUGCGUUUGAAGAAAAAGCAUUGGAAAUCGAUCAAAAAUGUCUCCCUCUCGAUCAUCUCGAUUUGGCUACUACAUAUGAUAACGUUGGCUUUGUGUAUAAAACUAUGGAAAAGUACGCUAAAGCACUUUCAUUUCAUGAAGUAUCACUUCAGAUUCGUCAAAAAUCACUUCCUCCAAAUCAUCUCGAUUUAGCUGAUUCAUAUACAUGCAUCAGUGGAGCUUUUAAAGCAUUGGGCCAGCACACAGAAGCACUUUUAUUUGCUCAACAAGCAUACGAAAUUCAUGAAAAAAUAUUCCCUCCAAAUCAUCCAAACUUAACUACCUCAUAUAAUAAUGUUGGUGCUGUACAUAAUGACUUGGGGGAAUACUCGAAUGCUCUAUUGCUGCAUGAAAAAGCACUUGCAAUCGAAAAGAAAACACUUUCUCCCUACCAUCCAGAUAUUGCCUAUUCCUACAAAAACAUUGCUUUAGUAUAUAACAACAUGAAAGAAUACUCUAAGGCGUUGAAUUUUCACCAGCAAUCACUUGAAAUCUUUCAAGCAAUUCUUCCGUCAGAUCAUCCUAUUUUGGCACUAUCUCAUAAUAAUAUUGGUUUAGUUUAUCGAAACAUGCGUAACUAUUCAAAAGGAUACCAACAUCAUAAAAACGCCGUUGAAAUCGCUCAACAUUCAUUGCCGUCGAAUCAUCAUGAUCUUCGACUGUAUAAAGAGAACCUGGAAAUCGUGCAAAAGGAGAUUGAAACUACAACACAGUCAAGAUUGUAA